CAUUACUAGUCUUUCUGUCUGUGUUAGGACAUGGCCGGGUACAAGCCGAGGGUGAUUUCUUUAACUAAGAGGUCGGGCCAGACGUUUGGCUUCUUCUUGAGGGUGGAGCAGGGUGAAGAAGGUCACCUGAUCCGCUGCCUGGAAAUGGGAAGUCCAGCAGAACUGGCUGGCAUGAAAGACGGAGACCGCAUCCUUCGGGUCAAUGGAACAUUUGUUGAUGAGCUGUCCCAUUCAGAGGUGGUGGAACUGGUGAGAAACAGUGGGGCAUCCGUUACAUUCCAUAUCCUGGAUGAAACGUCUUACAAGCAAGCUAAAGCACAGGGGGUGAAGCUCUGUGACCCUCAGACCACAGCAGUGGCUAAUGGUGUGUCAAAACAGGCUCCAAAACCCAAACUCUGCUAUCUGGUCCGGUCCAGCUCAGGCUACGGGUUCUCCCUCCGCUCAGUUAAAGGUGAGCUGGGUUUGUUCAUGACAGAGGUGAUCCCGGGAGGUGUGGCCGACAGAGCGGGUGUCAGGAUCAACGACCGCCUCCUGGAGAUCAACGGGGAGAACUUGGAGAGCGCCACGCACGAUCAGGCCGUGGACAUGAUCAAGUCAGCAGGCAGCAGCAUCAUGUUCCUCCUGGUUGAUGCAGAAACAGACAAGUACUACCAGAACAAGCACAAAGUAGGAGCGUGGUUUGCCACAACCAAGUACCUCCCUCACAAACCGAGAAUCGUUGAAAUGACCAAAGGACCUGAUGGAUACGGCUUUCUGCUCAAAGAGGGAACCAAACAAAAAGGACACUUCAUCACAGAGGUCGACAGAGGCAGUCCGGCAGAAAAAGCAGGUCUGAUGGUCAAGGACAGAGUGGUGGCUGUGGAUGGCCAUAAUGUGGACAGCCGUGACCAUGACCAGGUGGUGGACAGGAUCAAACAGAGCGGCAACAAAUGCAUGCUCCUAGUGGUGGACAAAGACACAGACCAAAUAUUCACACAGGGAAACGUGUCUCCUAUGAUUUUCUGGGAGGAAACAAAGGAUUCCCUCUUACCACCAAGCUACACAGAAGCUGUCAAUGCGCCCGCUGUUGUUCGGCCAGCAACGCCCCCCCAGGAGAAGGAGGAGGAGCUCAAGCCCAAACUGUGUAAGAUGGAGAAGUCUUCAGCUGGAUUUGGCUUCCACCUAAAUGGCAUCCAGGGAGUGUGUGGACAGUACAUUAAAGAGGUGGUGAAGGGUAGUGUAGCUGACCGUGCAGGGCUGGAGGACGACGAUAUCGUAGUGGAAGUGAACGGCGUAAAUGUGGAGACCAGCAACCACGAUGAGGUGGUGGCAUUGAUUCGCGCCAGUGGCAGCUCUCUGGAGAUGCUGGUGGCUUCGAAGAGCGUCUAUGACCAGCUCAAGGCUAAAGGAGUGACCAUCACACGCCAUCUGCUCGGGGAAACGUCCUAUGUUCAGGUCCACGCCUCUGCCACUCCAGAGGACGACAGACAAGAAGAGGACAUGCAUGAAACCCCAGCUGAACCGAAAAGAGAGAGGACCCCGUCUGUGUCAUCAUCUUCAUCUCAGGACAGUAUGGAUGAGAGACUCUGAGAAGACACUAAUAGGACCUGUUUUCUGAUUUGCCCUCCGUCAAUCUGAUGUUGAUCCACGUUUUGUUUAUUAAAUCACCUCCACGAACCUCACACAUCCAGUUGAUACCAAUGACGAGAUGAAGGACAUUAAUAAAUAUUUACCUUUAAAUUAUAGCAGAUUAACUGUGCAAACGGACUGCAAACAAAUCCUUAUUUUUUUGUCUUUCUUUGACAAACAACAGACAAACAUGUUGAUGAGCCUGUGCAAUGACUUUCCCAUUUGAGAGAUUAUCAGUGCUACCAAAAUUAACUACACAUCUAAGGAUAUUAAUAAAGUCACCAGUGAAUAUUAUGGAUUUCUACUCAGUGCAAACACUUUUUCUUGCUUCUACAAAUAAAAUGAGCACCGUGUUAUAUGAAUGGAAAGAAAUCAACACAAACUGACUGAAUUAUAUUGUCUUUAUGGGGUUUUGAUUGUUGUUCCGAUUACAUGGCACACUUGACAAAGACAGAUGACGACGACGAUGAUGAUGAUGGUGAGUGACAUAUUCAUAUAUUCCUGUUCAUUUAGUAAAGCGGGGAUGUGCCGUGAACUGUACAGCUCCAGUGUUUUUAAACAAACCAAAUAAAAAGCUCAUUUUGGCCCAAGAUUCGCAGAUUCAAGAGCGCCGAGAACAAAGUGUUUCAAUGUAAAAUUUAAUUCUUUUCUUCAAGAGUUGUUCCCUCCAAUAUUACCCCAUCACUUGUAUCCAACAUUAUCCCUGAUUUGGGAAGUUUAGAGCUUUCCCAGUGUGUCCAGAAAAUUAUGUGCUUAAAAAAG
Molecule: messenger RNA, 2370 nt
Organism: Sphaeramia orbicularis (orbiculate cardinalfish)
Lineage: Eukaryota; Metazoa; Chordata; Actinopteri; Kurtiformes; Apogonidae
Gene: pdzk1
Product: PDZ domain containing 1
Exons: 7
Coding region: 31-1569 (512 amino acids)
Biological process (GO): protein localization to plasma membrane
Cellular component (GO): apical plasma membrane
Molecular function (GO): protein binding; protein-membrane adaptor activity
Source: RefSeq, a predicted model, not a curated record